AUGGUUUCAAUAUUUUCGGCUCUACACAACAAAGUUCAUAAACUGAAAUCUGCACGAAAGAAUUCCAACACGACAGCUGUCAGUAUUCCAAUGGGUCAACAACACCAAGAGGAGGAAGCUUCAACACGUCGUUCUCCCAAACAUCAGCAACAACAAGUCAUAAAUUCAUCCUCUCAAGAUCUGUCAUCAUCAUCGUCUCUGAUAAAGCCACAGUCAUUUUCUUCUUCACAUGUGCCUUCUGUCACUCCUCAAAGAUCCCAAUCAAACACCAAAUAUAGAAACUCAUUAAACUUGCAUGAAAUGAAAUUGAGCCUUCAUAAGCAAUCACAACAAUUAAGACCUCCUUCCACAAACCUUUCUUCACAGAUUCUUGUGAAUAAUUCUGCGGAUAUUAAUUCUUCUUCCUCUUCGACAUCUGUCAUGUACCCGAAUGGAAACAACUUUAACAAUUUCAAUAACAACAACAAUCGAUGGAGUGUCAACAUUUCAGAUUGCUCUUCAACGCUCUCAAUUAUUAACUCUGCCAAUUCUUCGACCAUUUCUUCCUCACUUUCGAGCAGUCAAUUGUCGACUCAACGACAAUCAUCGGACUCAGUGGUCGAUUUAAUGAAUCAACAACAAAAUAACUAUUUCAUCAUGAUGAGCAAUCACAACAGCACCACCAACAACAAUAGUCACACGAUAAAUACCACCAGCAUUCACUUACCAUCAAAUGUCACUUACCCACCUUGCCAACAGACCAUGACUGAUUCCAAUUCAAGUCAAGUCCACAUAGCUUUCAACGACUCUUCCAAAAGUCAAAAAAAUCUCACUACCACCUGUUCACCUCUCUCAUCUCUCACCAAACCAUUUCCAGAAGAAAUGCAUUCCGUUGCUGUUUUAGAAGAUCCAGCUUGCCAUCAUUUUGAAGAAAAUCUUUCAAUCGAAAUGCAAUCUUCACUUCCUCUUCCACAAUCACCUCCAUCUUCCACCUUAUUGACUCAUCAACAAGAUAAUAUUGAGCAUUCUUCAUCACAUUGGAGCAUUGGAGGAUUUUCAAUCAUGCCAACUUGGCAAAUGAAUCAUCACUCAUCACAACAACAACCUUUCAUUCCAAUCAUGAUUCAUCGAAAUCAACAACAACAACAACAGAAACAACAACAUGAUCAUGACUACUCAUACUCAUCCUUCAGUAUUAGUGAGAAGAAGAAAAUUUCAAUUUGCAACACAAAUACGAUCAUGAUGGAUUUCAUGAUGGAGCAUGAUGAGAAUCGAAAUGGUGUCUCUUUCCAAAAUGGGAAAAGAGACCUUCACGGUCAAGUGUUAGUGAACACUUCCUCUGUGGCCACAACUAACGCCUUUACCAAUGAAGGACAUGUCGUUUCCAAUGAAGUUUCAUCUUCAUUACCAGUGGUGGUGGUGGUGGUGCCUAUUCAACAUCAUGGCGAUUCAGAGUAUGAAAAUUUAACGAACAUCAUCACGACUUGUACAGAACAAGAGUCAUCCUCUUCGAUUCAUGAUGAUAUUGCUGUUGUUUUGAAUCAUACUCCCCCUAACAAGACGACAGACGUUUCUCAACUCAAUUUGACAUUUGACGCAAAACCUUCACUCCUCCAUGACAAUACUUUGAGUCCAAUCAUCCAAACAGACAUGACUGCAGGAAUCCUAGAGCCCACUUCAAAUAACCCUCUCAAUGCUUCCAAUCAUGAUGAUGAAUUGAAUUCAACACCACCAACGCAACAUUCACUUCCUUUCUAUUGCAUUUUAUCUCAAUACAAUCAUUCGACACGAAUGGGUUUUCGGGCAUUAAUGAUUAUGGAUUUUGCCAAUCAACUCAUUUCCAUCAUUCAAAAGAAUUCUCCAAAUGUCUUUGAACAUGUGAAAACAUUUUUUAAAACUAUAGUGAAACCUCAUGGACGAGCAUUGUAUUACGAAAGGAAUGGAGGACGCAUCUUAAUGAAUGAAGUGUUAAAUUAUACAGGAUCGGAGAGAGCUCAACGAAAGUUUUUACCACUCCAUUGUGCAUGUAGUGUUGGAAAUUUAAAACUUGUGAAAUAUUUAUUAAGGCAAGGUGCGAAUCGAUAUUUGAGAUGUUUUGGAGAGUUGCCUGAGGAGAGUGCGAGACUAAAUGGUCAUUUUCAUGUCGUGUUGUUUUUGAGAAUAUUUCAUCAGAAUGUCGUAAGAAUUGGAAGACAUUUUCGAUUAUUGGAAAAAGACGAGUUUGGACGCUGUACAGAUAUAGUUCUACGAGCACAACAUUAA
Naegleria fowleri is the source of this 2241-nucleotide messenger RNA. RefSeq lists its product as uncharacterized. The transcript has a single exon. The record is from RefSeq and is a predicted model, not a curated record. The coding region runs from base 1 to 2241 and encodes 746 amino acids. Gene Ontology annotation, molecular function: protein binding. NCBI's taxonomy places the organism in Eukaryota, Heterolobosea, Eutetramitea, Acrasida, Naegleriidae.